This is a messenger RNA of Rhodotorula graminis WP1, 1467 nucleotides long. RefSeq lists its product as uncharacterized. The transcript is spliced from 8 exons. The record is from RefSeq and is a predicted model, not a curated record. The coding region runs from base 1 to 1467 and encodes 488 amino acids. Gene Ontology annotation, cellular component: nucleus. Gene Ontology annotation, molecular function: protein serine/threonine kinase activity; ATP binding. Gene Ontology annotation, biological process: mitotic DNA damage checkpoint signaling; protein phosphorylation. Lineage: Eukaryota; Fungi; Basidiomycota; Microbotryomycetes; Sporidiobolales; Sporidiobolaceae.
AUGCGGGUGCAGGACGAGGACGACGACGAGGACGGCCUCGAGGUCGAGCCGGAGGAGGACGAGCAGGACGACGAGGACGAGGCGGCGAGCUCGUCUGAGCACGAGCAGGACUCGCGGUCCGAGGGCGAGAUCCAGGCCAUCGGGCACGAGAUGGAUGGCGUCGAGCGGUCCGUGCCAGGGCUGCUCGGCAAGUACCACCUCGUCGACCGCCUCGGAGAAGGCACAUUCUCGUCGGUCUACAAGGCGGUCGACCUGCACCACGAGUCGUUCGACAACUCGUCGUGGCAGCCGCAGGCCCAGGCGAGGAGGGGCAAGGUCUACGUCGCCGUCAAGCGCAUCUACGUCACGAGCUCGCCGAGUCGCAUCCUCAACGAGCUCGAGAUCCUGCACGACCUGCGCGGCGCUCGGAACGUCGCCUACCUCGUCGACGCGAUCCGCCACGAGGACCAAGUCGUCGCCGUCAUGCCCUUCAACCGCCACCAAGACUUCCGAACCUACUACCGCACCGCGACACUUCCUCUCCUCCGCUCCUACUUCUCGUGCCUGUUCCGGGCUCUCGCCGCGACGCACAACCUCCAGAUCAUCCACCGCGACGUCAAGCCGGCCAACUUCCUGUUCGACAUCACGACCGGCCAGGGCAUCCUGUGCGACUACGGCCUCGCGCAGAAGAUUGGCGGCGACGAGUGGUUCGAGUGGAAGUCGGACUGCCUGCACUCGCUCCCCGGGCCGAGCUGGGGCGGCGUCGCCGACCGCAAGCGCGUCCAGAACAAGCUCGAGCGCCUCGUGCCCGGCACGUGCCCGGGCCUGUCGUUCUACAAGAGCUGGCGGCCGGCGCUCCAGGUCAUGCAGCUCAAGGGCAAGCAGCGGCCCGGGUACCUCAAGGAGGACCGCCGGCCGAGCGUGCGCGCCAACCGCGCCGGGACGAGGGGCUUUCGUGCGCCCGAGGUGCUCCUCAAGUGCCCGGACCAGACCGUCGCGCUCGACAUCUGGUCGGCCGGCAUCAUCCUCCUGUGCUUCCUCACCCGCCGCUUCCCGUUCUUCAACUCGAACGACGACACCGAGGCGCUCGCCGAGAUCACGGCCAUCUUCGGCCGCCGCAAGAUGGAGCGCUGCGCCGCCCUGCACAACCGCACGUUCGAGACCAACAUCCGCGAGUACGACACGGUGGCGCACGCCAACCUGCACUCGCUCGUGCGCGAGCUCAACCCGCCCAUCAUCGUCGAGAACUCGCCCGACCCGUACGGCCCGAUCCCGCCGUCCGACGAGAGCGUCGCAGAGUGGUACCAGGGGAGCGAGGUGUCGCAGGUGGUCGACCUCAUGAAGCGUUGCCUCGAGCUCGACUGCACGAAGCGGUGGACAGCGCAGGAGUGCCUCGAGCACCCCUUCUUUCGCGGGACCUACGACCUCGGGCUCGGCCGCACCGUCUUUCGCGAGAGCGGGUACGAGGAGAACAUGACGUCGGUCUGA